Molecule: messenger RNA, 3412 nt
Organism: Thrips palmi
Lineage: Eukaryota; Metazoa; Arthropoda; Insecta; Thysanoptera; Thripidae
Product: alpha-tubulin N-acetyltransferase 1-like
Exons: 8
Coding region: 130-1101 (323 amino acids)
Biological process (GO): alpha-tubulin acetylation
Cellular component (GO): microtubule
Molecular function (GO): tubulin N-acetyltransferase activity
Source: RefSeq, a predicted model, not a curated record
AUGGUGUCAAGUUCCCGAAGUUCUGUCGUCGUUCUCGUUGCUGUGGUACUGUUGUGGGAAUUUCCCUAGUGAAAGUGUUCCAUUUUCCAGCUGAGAAUUAAGGCAAAAAUUCUGAGAAAUUAAGGAACUAUGGAUUUUAACUUUAGAGUUAACGAUAUCUUCAGUAAUGAAAUUACCAUUUUGACAAAGGAAUUAUUACCUGAACAGUAUCUAUCAAUGGGAAUGAGUGCAAGAUUAGACUGCAUAAAUAAAGUGAAUACUGUUUUGGACGAAAUAGGAUGGGCAUCAGCUAAGGCACAGGGACUUCUUAAGCCCAUAACAAGUGGUGGCAAACUGAAAGAUUCAGAACAUAUUCUGUAUUUACUGGUUGACCCAGGAACCUCCAAUGGGAGAGGAAGUGUUGUUGGUCUUCUGAAAAUUGGUCGCAAAAAGUUAUUCAUGUUUGAUUUGGCCGGAUAUCAACAUGAGGUCGAGCCUCUUUGCAUAUUGGACUUUUACAUUCAUGAAUCCAAACAGCGGACAGGUUGUGGCAAAAGACUUUAUGAAUACAUGCUUAAACAUCAGAAUGUUCUUCCUCGGCAACUGGCCAUUGACCGUCCCUCUGAGAAAUUUCUUACUUUUCUCUACAAACAUUAUGGCCUUGAACACAUUCUCCCUCAAAUGAACAACUUUGUCAUCUUUGAUGGAUUUUUUGACUGUGACUCAGGUGAUAAUCAGAAGGCUCCUGUGUGCAAUGGUGGUAGCAGUUUGCAGGUAACACGAAGAGUGAAUAAUCAGAUGUCCUCUGUGAAGUCAACAAACAGAAACAGUGCAUAUGAUUUAGCUUCAAGAUGUUCUGUUGGUCGCUUUUCUGCCUACAAACCUGAAUCAACAAUGGGCAAUAUACUCCAUGAUGGUCUAAGCCAGAGUAUUCCAAGAAGCGAACUACCUGAUGAUGCACUAAAUGGCAGUAGUCAAAAUGAGCACACUUCAGUCAUAGUUGGGGUUGCAAAUUCAUCUGCAAAGGAGUCAUCUUGCCCUCCUGGCUUUCUGCAGCAGAAGAGUGUGGAAUCAACUAUUUCCGAAGAUAAAUCCGCAUAUCGACACUCUCGCCUUUGGUAGUGAAGGUGCACUCACAGACUGUGUUAUUUUAUUUCCUUUUCCACAUUCUAAAAAUCGUUUUCUUGUUAUAUUUGUUUGCAAAUUCCUUUACUGUAUCUUUCACUGUACUUAUCACUUGCAAGAUUUUAUUGGUUGUUUUGUUUUUGUUAAUGAUUUAAUUAGAUUUUCUUUUAAGGCGUCUGUAAGCAUUGGUUUGCAAUGAAUCUCCUAUUUUUUAUCCGGUAGAAAUUGUUGUGAAUAUAUUCUUAUAGUUUCUUCUGUAGAGACACUUAUUUUUUAAAAUUGUUUUAAAAGAAUUGUGUAUGACAUUGAAACUGAAGUAUUUUAACUUCUCGUGGUUCGACUGUUCCGAUUGUGUUAAUUUGGGUCCAUUGUGAAUUUUCACCACCAAAACCCAGUUCCUAGUUAGUGUAAUAUAGGGAAGAAUUUGGGUUGGAUUCAUUGUUACCUUCUGAAAAUUCUUCAUUCCUUUAUUCAAUGUAUGAGUGUAUGAUUUUGUGCUCUCAAUAGUAAUCAAAAUUGUUUCAUGCAUCUUUGGCCAAGUUAAUGAACCAACUUGGUUCACUUAGCAACAGUUGGUCUACUUGAAGCAUAAGGCCUUUUGCUGUUUUCCAGAAUAAAGUGUCUAUUGCACUUCCAUUCUAAAAGUCUGGCCUUUUAAGCAAGCAACCAAACAUGUAUAUUAAGAAAAUAUUUUGUACGUGAUAAUGUGUUUUUUCAAACAACCUUCUGUGCGUAGUUUUUAGGUGUCGACUGUGAUCUUCACACUUUUCUUCUAAUCAAAGCUCAUGGUACUUACUUUGGUUGUAGCUGAAGUUCAGUUUUUCCUCCUCUUCACUGCAAAUAAUUAUUCUGGGAAAGUUAUCACAAGGUCAAUCUGUGUUGCCUUCUCGGAUUUGUACUGUUUUUUUCAGAUUUCACUCCUUUUGCCACAUCAUUAUUAAUGAGUUGUGCUAUUUGAAUGUCUUCCAGAAGCAGCCGUCAUUAUAUUUCUGUGCUUACAGUCACAGGUUCAUCCUAUUUUAACUUGAAGAGCUCUCACUCUUUCUUUCUCUCUCACCUAUCUUCUGUCAAAACAUUAAUCAGAAUUAUCAAUAUGGUUGUUGUUUUGUCUGUGAUAGUUUAAAAAAAUUAAAACCUAGAUAUUGACUUGAAUUUUAAUGUUAAAAAUAUGUUGUAUUUUUAUUUAUUACAUGUUGACAUGGUUGGACUUUUUAUACUGUUUUAUAACAUUAUUUUUGUUACUGUAGUAUGUGUUUUAAUGUAAAUUCAGAUCAUCAUUAUCGGACCAUAAUUAAGACAGUGUUGAGCUGAGCCAUUAAAUUUUUAGUUUCACUUUGAUGAGCCUUUCCAUUUGAGGCUCCUCAGGACCCUAGUUUUAUCACUGGGCUGUUCCCAAAGAUAUAUAGGUUUUUAUUCAAUAGCAAACACAUGAAAAUGUGAAUUCUCCUCCUUUCCCUCCUCAAAUCUUAUUAUAGUGUCCUUAAUUUAUUACUGAUAUUCAAAGCAGUAUCCUGUACUGUACACAAAUAUGAAUAUUUAAUGUUCAUUGAGUUGUCAGGAUCAUCUUUGAUUUCAGAGGUCGAAUUGGUUCAGGGGCCAGCUUUUUAUGUUAAGAAUAUUCCUACCUGGUCCACAAUUAAUUAAGUGGUUGUGGUUUUCUUUUGUUAUUAAUUCGUGGUGCAAAGCAACGCUAUUCAGAAAAUACUCACAUGCAAAGUGCUUAACACAUUUUAAUUUAAUUUUGUAAUACUUCACCUAUGUACUUUUGUGAGAGCACCUGUAUGAUAGUCAUAUGUUUCCUCUUAUGGUGAUAUUCCAUUCUAGAAUACUGUUCCACUCACUUCACUAAUACCAAAGAGUCAUCAGUAUCAAUCAAAGCUUUAUUAACAACGUUGAACAAAUGUUGUAACCUUGUUUGCCUUAUUUGACAUAUUUGUUACUGUGUGGAUGAUUUGCUUUUCUUUCAUCCAGACAAUACUAACCUUAUUGAUAUUAUGCUCAGAUUCAAAUGAAGUUUAUUUAUUUUUACACUUGCAGUCAGUAAAAUGUGUUUUAUUUUUCAUCCUUCAAGUUCAUGGUUUUUGCAGCUGUCUUUUUUUAAAAAUAUGAAUGAAAAACAACACAUAAAAUUGGCAUAUCAAGUGUGAGUUGAGUGUGUAUUGUGUAAUGUUCCAGAACACAGUUCCACAGCAGAUUGUUCUUCGUGGAUCUGAAAAUUUAAGAAGUAUUGGUGGUGGACUUCUUGUCUUCAUAAUGGAAUUGUACCUCACAUGAAACAAAACAAUUAAAGAAUGCAUUCUCACCUUAA